Messenger RNA from Phytomonas sp. Hart1, 2311 nucleotides. The record is from the annotation of a GenBank genome assembly. Lineage: Eukaryota; Euglenozoa; Kinetoplastea; Trypanosomatida; Trypanosomatidae.
GCGUGCAUGUCUUUAUUCAAUAGGAGCAAUACUACAAUACACUAAAGGAUCCACCUAAAAGCAACUUGGACAUUAUAGUCGUUUCGAAUGCGAUUUGUACAAAGGGCCGCCACAGUGUGCAGGGGCUCGUACUUCACGAUGUCGCCCAGAGAAUGACAGCUUUUUCUAUUCCAAGAACUCAGCUUCAAGGUACGAAACUGAGACGCGAGCAUUGGAUUUACGUGAAUUUUUUUAAUUCGGUGAAGCGUCUGGGCUGCUUGUGAAGAAGGAGUAAUCCCACUGGAGCUUUGUGUCAAAGAUGAAAAGAUCGCGAUGCGUUUAGUUGGACCGGUACACAUUUUGAACCCUUUUCAAAUUUUUCAAUCGUGCAACUAGACCUUCUUUCACUGCUUGUACUGGAAAUUUUUCAUGCUCUUGGGCUGAAUCCGCAUCGCCCUUUUCUAGCCUCCGCGGGUUGUCCCUUUUUUUAUCCUUUCGUGCGUAUCUCAGUUCAGGAUCUCUUUGAGAGGUGCCACUGCACGUGUCACCAGGUAGGAGGAACUCACUGACAAACAUCAUUUGCGACUGAGAAGCAUUUUAGGAAAAUUUUAAAUGUGUGACGAUGUACAGACUAUUUGUCAAACUUCUACUAUAGCUAUCUUCUAUUUUUAUCCUCUUCCUCUUUUUAUUCCAUUUGAAAUAUAGAUACUGCGAUAACUCUCAUCGUAUUUGUUUUAUUUACAGACAUAAAAAUAAUAUUUAUAGAAGCCUUACAAAGAAGUGGACUAAAGCAAUGAUGCCAUUAAAAUCCUUCACACAAAAGCAGUGUAAAAGUAAUAAAUUUAGGGCUCUUCUCCGGUGGUCGCCUAUCGUUGGAUUAAUCGGCACACUUUUCAUAGUCCUUUGGCUAUUUUACGUUGGUGAUUCGAAACCGAUCUCCUCUGAACCCUCGGUAUUUUCCAAAGAUGACUUGCAGGAUAUCUUUGUUCGAACCACAGGGCCUCGUGUCGCUAUCUUCAUUAUGAGUGAUAAAAUUGAUGAUACGCUUUGCUAUUCAGUGGGCUCAGCCUACCUAAGCGGGCUGCCCGUAGUGGUAGCCGGCUAUCAGAUGAAAUACAAAGGGUUUCUAUCCAAGUUCGAUUUUAUGGAAAGGGCCAUCAAGAAUGCGCAGCUGAAUCCGGAUGAUGUUGCCAUUUUAAUGGAUUCCGACACGGUUUUUACUGGUGCAGACAUUCAAGCUUUUCUUGAUCGUUUCAUCGCACAGUCCGCCGCGACGCCGGAGGAGUUGGACGCACUGAGUGUGCGGCAGGGCCGUGCGAUGGCACCGAUCGUAGCGCUCGCGGAGGAUUGUUGUUGGGCACCGAAUUUAUACUCUGGGCAUGAGGAUUGUGCAAUUGGGUAUGAAGCGGUUUAUGAAAAGGUUCGUGCGUAUGCGGCCUCACACCCGGAGCAUAAGCUCGCUUUAGCGUUUGACCAAUCUCCAUAUCGCCAUUCCAACAUGGGUAUUAUGAUUGUCCGUGUGUGGGCGUACAUGGAAUACCUAGGGAAGGCUAAAAAGUUAACAGAAAUCCUCAAACCAACCUCUAGAAUCGAGAGAGGAUGGUAUUGCGAUCAAUCCAUCUUUUCACGCUUCUAUCAGGAUCUCUUAACGUGGGAAGUUGAGCAGGAUGUUUUCUCGAUGUCGUUGCAUGACCGACAGGCGGCGCGGUCCACUCACGGUAUGCGUGCCGGUUUCAUCGGGUUAGACUACGCUAGUGCGCUUUCGGUGGUUAUUGCGCUCAGAUACAUACACCAAACCGAAAUUCACGAUGAGCUCUGGGCGAAAUACCUGCCGUCAGACGGGAUUGAACACCCGCACUCACAUGAGAUAGAUGGAAUCGAGAAUGUCGGUCGCUUUGCAGAGGACCUUUAUAAGCGAGCGUACGCCUCACACGGUAAGGAGAUUUACACGAGGCUUGCCGUACCCAAGUGGGUGGACGGGAAAAGAACUUCUGAGACAACCUUCAUCAGCCUCACGCCACCUCUUUUUGCAUCCAAGCUGAGGCCCAUCGACACCGUCAACGAUACGACGCGUCAUACGUUCCCGGUAAUUUUGCAUGCGUCCGAUCUCGAGUAUGGUUAUACCAAGGUCAAAAAACUCGAGUAUGCCUCCGUAGGUGCACCGUGGUUCAUGCCGAUGGUUUAUGAUGCAGAGAUAUUGCAACAGAACGAGAAGUACCUGGAAUCUAUACCAUUGUUUCUAUCUACCGAUAAUAACAUACUUAAAACCUCUUACAACUCUAACUGUAGCUUUCCAUUUGAAAGAAUCAUAAAAAAGGUCCAAAAUUUAUAA